AUGAGCCGCGUAUACAUUAACAUACAAGGAUUUACCUUCACUGAUAAGAAAUAUGAUACUAACUGCACAAUGGUCCUCAAUGUUAUUGAUAGCAAGCAAGGAGCCACAAAAAAGUUUACAUUUAACGGCUCUGAAUCUUCUAAGAUAAAGAAGUCAUACAAUAUUGGCGUAAGAGAUCCAAAUGGUGAUCAGACUUUCACAAUUGAACUUUACCGCAAGAAGUUUUUUGCCGAGGAAUUGAUUGGCAAAGUUGAAAUCCCUAUUUCAUUCCUUGAAGUUGAUAAACUUACUUACAAUAUGCUUGAACUCAUAAGCGAAAAUAAUUUCAAGCAUCCCGUUGUUCUCCGUGUUGUUCUUCACUUGGCUUCCCAGUGCCAUGCUUUCAAAUGCCCAGUUGCUAUUCCAAAGCUUAAGCAGUUCGAUAUUACCGGAUUUGCUAGGCAGCAUGUCAAGAAGCAUGAAAACAGAAUGAGCAUGGAAACAAAACUCCUUAAGUAUUCUUACUCAUUCUAA
Messenger RNA from Trichomonas vaginalis G3, 513 nucleotides. RefSeq lists its product as uncharacterized. Bases 1 to 513 code for a protein of 170 amino acids. Lineage: Eukaryota; Parabasalia; Trichomonadida; Trichomonadidae. The record is from RefSeq and is a predicted model, not a curated record. The transcript has a single exon.